Ipomoea triloba (trilobed morning glory) is the source of this 915-nucleotide messenger RNA. Its product is annotated as homeobox protein knotted-1-like 2. Lineage: Eukaryota; Viridiplantae; Streptophyta; Magnoliopsida; Solanales; Convolvulaceae. The record is from RefSeq and is a predicted model, not a curated record. Gene Ontology annotation, biological process: regulation of DNA-templated transcription. Gene Ontology annotation, molecular function: DNA binding. The annotation marks the transcript as partial. The transcript is spliced from 4 exons.
UUGUCAACAAUUUUUGUUACAGGGGUGGCACCGGGUGAAGGUACAGGUGCAACAAUGUCUGAUGAUGAUGAUGAGCAGGCUGAUAGUGAUGCUAACUUUUUUGACGGAGGUCUGGAUGGAUCAGACACCAUGGGCUUUGGUCCUCUUGUGCCUACUGAAAGUGAGAGGUCUCUGAUGGAGCGUGUGAGACAAGAAUUGAAGCAUGAGCUCAAACAUGGUUACAAGGAAAAGAUCGUGGACAUCAGAGAGGAAAUUUUACGCAAGCGAAGAGCCGGAAAGCUGCCUGGUGAUACUACAUCUGUCUUGAAAGCAUGGUGGCAGUCACACUCAAAAUGGCCAUAUCCAACGGAGGAAGACAAGGCAAGAUUAGUACAGGAAACAGGCUUGCAACUAAAACAGAUAAACAAUUGGUUCAUCAACCAAAGGAAAAGAAACUGGCACAGCAAUCCUUCAUCAUCAUCAUCCCAGAAAAGCAAGCGCAAGAGCGGUAGUGCAGGAGAAAAGAUGAGCAGUGAGCACUUCAUCUGAGGGGCAGAAGUUGUAUAGUGGCAAUCCCAUCAUUAUUCCCAUUAUCACAGUACACACAUAGUUAGCACGUGAAACGAGAAUGGAGCUCUCUGAAUUUGCCAAAGCAACUGGCGCACACACAAGUUUUGGCCACUAGACUGCCGGUGUGGGAGACUUAUCAGAUCCACUUAGACUAGUUAGAAUAUGCUUUUGAAUAUAAUGUGGCUUACAUAUUUAAGCAGCAGUGCAUAUUUUCUUACUUGGUUUUUUAUUUUUAUUUUUUUGGCGAGGUUCAUCAAUGUUUAGCAUCUAUAUAAUGUCUAUACUUCGAUCUUACCAACGUAUCAAUGCUUUGUAAGUUUCACCUUUUAAAUUUUUGUGAAUAUAAGUGGCUGUUGGUUAUGGUUA